This is a messenger RNA of Octodon degus (degu), 3245 nucleotides long. RefSeq names its product inositol-trisphosphate 3-kinase C (gene Itpkc). Gene Ontology annotation, molecular function: inositol tetrakisphosphate kinase activity; inositol-1,4,5-trisphosphate 3-kinase activity. NCBI's taxonomy places the organism in Eukaryota, Metazoa, Chordata, Mammalia, Rodentia, Octodontidae. The record is from RefSeq and is a predicted model, not a curated record. The transcript is spliced from 7 exons. Gene Ontology annotation, biological process: inositol phosphate biosynthetic process. Gene Ontology annotation, cellular component: nucleus; cytoplasm. Bases 1 to 2037 code for a protein of 678 amino acids.
AUGAGGCGCUGCCCGUGCCGGGGGACCCUGAGUGAGGCGGAGGCCGGGGCGCUUCCCGCAGCGGCCCGCAUGGGGCUGGAGGCGCUGCGAGGGGGGCGACGGCGGCAGCCAGGGCAGCAGCGAUCCGGGCCUGGCGCUGGGGGCUCGGCAGAGCGACCGGAGGGGGGCGGACCCCGGGCCUCGACCGAGGGGUUUAGUCUCGGGCCCGAGUCGGGGACAGAAGGUGCACAGACAGAGCCGUGGACACAUGGACUGGCUGAGCCCGAAGCAGCUGGCCUAGUAGUACAGAGGAAGAGUCCCGGCCAACAUACAGAGCCAGAAGGAUCCGGCCCCCAGACUCAUCCAGAAAAGAGCAGCCGCAUGUCAGAGCUGGAGACUACCGGUGCUCAGAGGGAGACUAGAACAGAUGGCUUAUGGGCUAGUACACACAGAACUGACCUGCAGGCUCAGUCAGAGAGGGCCAGCGUCUGGACACAGCCGGGGUUUGCUGAGCCCUGGACAGAGCUAGAAAUACCAGGGUGGCAGACCCAGCCAGAGAGGGUGAAACCCUGGGCUGAUAACCUCUGGACCCAUCAGAGCAGGCCGGACUUCCGGACUUUCCCAGAGGGAGCCUGUCCCUUCACGGAACCAACUGCUGAUGGCUCUUGGAAAGAACUGUACACUGAUGGCUGCAGGAUGCCACAGGAUACCGAAGUCUCCUGGACAGAGCCACACACUGAUGGCUCCCAGAUACAACAAAGUACUGAAACAGCCUGGAAGCAGCCUAGCAAUGUUGGUUUCCCAGUACAGCAAGAAACUCACGAUGACUCCUGGACACAGCCUAGGACUGAUGAUCCCCAGUCAGGACCUGGAACAGACUGCCUUUUGGGGGAGCCCAACCAAGAUGGCCCAUCAAAGGAAACUGAGCCUGUGGAGUUGGUGACUCACCUGUGCUCUCAUUUGGAGUGCAGUUCCCUGUGUCCUGUGCCUCGCCUCAUCAUCACCCCUGAGACCCCGGAGCCUGGGGCCCAGCCAGAGGGACUACCCUCUCGGAUUGAGGGGAGCAGUGGGGGCUUCUCCUCUGCCUCCUCUUUUGAUGAGUCUGAGGAUGACUUCGUGGCCGGGGGUGGAGGUACCAGCGACCCUGAGGACAGGUCUGGGAGUAAACCCUGGAAGAAGCUGAAGACGGUUCUGAAGUAUUCGCCCUUCGUGGUCUCGUUCCGUAAACACUACGCUUGGGUCCAGCUUUCUGGACAUGCUGGGAACUUCCAGGCAGGAGAGAAUGGUCGGAUUCUGAAACGGUUCUGUCAGUGUGAGCAGCACAGCCUGGAACAGCUGAUGGGAGACCCCCUGCGGCCUUUUGUGCCGACCUACUAUGGCAUGGUGCAGCAGGAUGGCCAGGACUUCAACCAGAUGGAAGAUCUCCUGGCUGACUUUGAGGGUCCUUCCAUCAUGGACUGCAAGAUGGGCAGCAGGACCUACCUGGAGGAGGAGCUGGUGAAGGCACGGGAGUGGCCCAGGCCACGGAAGGACAUGUAUGAGAAGAUGGUGGCUGUGGACCCCGGGGCCCCUACCCCCGAGGAGCAUGCCCAGGGUGCGGUCACCAAGCCCCGCUACAUGCAGUGGAGGGAGACCAUGAGCUCGACCUCCACCCUGGGCUUCCGGAUCGAGGGCAUCAAGAAAGCUGAUGGCACAUGCAACACCAACUUCAAGAAGACACAGGCACUGGAGCAGGUGACAAAGGUGUUGGAGGACUUUGUGGACGGGGAUCAGGGAAUCCUGAAGAGGUACGUGGCACGCUUGGAAGAACUGCGCAAUGCUCUGGAGGACUCACCCUUCUUCAAGACCCAUGAGGUGGUUGGCAGUUCCCUCCUCUUUGUGCAUGACCACACUGGUCUGGCUAAGGUCUGGAUGAUCGACUUCGGCAAAACAGUGCCCCUCCCUGACCACCACACGCUCACCCACAGGUUGCCCUGGGCUGAAGGCAACCACGAGGACGGCUACCUCUGGGGCCUGGACAACUUGAUCCGCCUCCUUCAGGGGCUGGCACAGAGUUGACCUGCUCAGCCACUGCCAGGCUUAGUUACAGGAUGGUGCUGGUCUGGAGCAGCCCUGAGAUUGCGUGGGGGCUGGAGGUGGGCAACGGAAGAGGCUGCACCAUAGCACACCACCAGCAUGGGAGGCCCGAAGGGCCUUGGUACACCAGGCAGCUCCUGGCUCUUUCACUGUCCAGGGAACAUGACCAGGCGGGGUCAUAGUGAGCCAGUGGAACCAGAGCAAGUCCCUGAGCUGCCAGGAAGGCUGCUGAGGCAUUGCCAGAGGCUGCAGCCAAAUCCUGCUUCCCUGAGAGCACAAGUUGCUGUCGCCAUAUGGACCCAACACUGCCUAGGGCCACGUGGAUGAUGCAGAAAUGCCUUCUUAGUCCCUCACAGCUCCCAGCUGGCUGAGCUCAGGGCUGGGCCAGCCAUCUUGGCACGCCAGUACCAGGCUUCAACUCUGAGUACGUGCAGGAUCCACCUGUCCAUCUGGGAGUGACAGCACACUCUCUGUUGGAGGCCAUCCAAGUGCUGAGUGGAGAGAAUGACACGUGAGAUGCCUGCUGACGCUGCCCAGGGCAAUGUCCUGGGGUGGGGCGCAGUACAGCCUCCUUCCUGCCCUGCUGCAGCCUGGUGGGGUGCUCCCCUGGAGAUCCUGAUGACCCCCUACAGACCCAGGCUGCAGCCACAUGUGGCCGGGUGUCAGCGCUGUGACCAGUAAGACCUCAUUCUUUGGUGCACCGGAGCAACCUCAGCACUUCCUCCUUCUGUCCCUGAGUCUUGGGCUCCCGUCUCCUCCCUCCCAGUGGACUGCUGCGGCAGCAGUCUCCCAGGCAGGGGAAGCAGGUUCCUUCUUUGGGAAGCACAGUUGCCUUCCUGAGGAUUCUUUGGCCCAGUUCAGAGAAGAGUCCUUCUCCAGGGAAAAGUGCCAGCCUUGGUUAGCUGUUGGCCAUUCCCUUGGGCUUGCCACCUGGCCUAAACCAAAGACUCCAGAGCCCUGGGGUGUGGAACACGCACGCUCCGUUCAGUGCUCUAGCACUUGUAACUUUGGCCUCCUGUCCCACAAGGGUGGGUUGUGACAGGCAUCCACCCUUCUCAAACUGGAGCCCUAAGUUUGUCUUCCGGGGCUGAGCGAAGUCAGCCUUCUCCUUUUCUACUGACGUUCUUUAUACUUAUUUAUAAAUAUGUGAGGUACUUGUUAGGUGGGGUACUGGGGGAGCAUGAGGCAAA